CAGACCAGGUCAGACCAGGUCAAACCAGGUCAGACCAGGUCAGGCCAGACCUUUGGUGAUAAAGUUUUGUCUGCUUGGUGAAUAAUUGUUAUUUAUAAAUAUAUGACAUCAUCAUCUGGAUGUAAACAAACAAACUAAGCUCUGGUGAUGGCAGCUUGUCUUUAUGUAACAGACAGAAUCCGGUUUGUUGUUUGUGUUUUACAGUCAGAACUGGCUCCGCCUUCAUGUUUGAUUAACGAACUUUGUCAUGUUGGACAAAGAAAACCAGUUAAAGAAUCUGGAACCAGUCUGGUUUUAACAUGUGUGCUCGCUGACAGCCGGAGAGGCGCGUGCUCCUGCAGGAGGAGACCCGUGGGUGGACUGAGCCGAGCCGCCGGACGGAGAUCGGACAUCCCGGACUGAGCGCGAGGUUUGUUCCAGAUAUCCUAGCCGGACCGAGAACACAGCGUGGGAAGACCGGGACGUCAACAGAAGGAGCCGGGAGAGGAAAAGCAGCGGAGAUGGGGAGGAAAAAGAUUCAGAUCGCUCGGAUCAUGGAUGAGCGGAACAGACAUGUGACGUUCACCAAGCGUAAGUUUGGCCUGAUGAAGAAGGCGUACGAGCUGAGCGUGCUGUGCGACUGCGAGAUCGCCCUCAUCAUCUUCAACAGCACCAACAAGCUGUUCCAGUACGCCAGCACCGACAUGGACAAAGUGCUGCUGAAGUACACCGAAUACAACGAGCCGCACGAGAGCCGGACCAACGCCGACAUCGUGGACACGCUGCGGAAGAAGGGCUUGAACGGCUGCGACAGCCCCGACAUCGAGGCCGACGACUCUGCCGGCCAGAGCCCAGAGUCAGACGAGAAGUACCGGAAGAUCAACGAAGACCUGGACCUGAUGAUCAGCAGACAGAGGAUCUGUCAGGGUCUUCCUCCCUCCAGCUACGACAUGGGGGUCGCAGUUCCGGGGAGCAACCCUGGCGGGCUGCUGUACUCCCAUCAGGGGAUGGGGGGCGCUCUGGGAAACCACAACCUGCUGCCCAUCUCCCACCCCUCCCUGCAGAGGAACAGCAUGUCGCCUCCGAGACCCCCCAGCACCGGAAGCACCGGACUGAUGGGUUCGGAGCUGACGAGCACCGUCGUCUCCAGUGUGGGGAACGGCGGCUACAGCUCCCACUGCUCCUCCCCCGGACUCAUGUCUCCGGGGAAAAACGUGCAGGACAAGAGUCCUCCCUCCAUGAGCACGAGCCGGAAAGCCGAGCUCCGGACGCUGAUGCCGCCCUCCAACAAGUGCACCAACAUGCCGACUGUUUGUGAGGACUUUGACCUGAUGUUGAACCAGAGGAUAAACCACUCCCAGAUGGCCCAGACUCUGUCCACCCCGGCCGUCUCCAUCGCCGCUCCUGCUCUUCCUGGUCAGGGGAUGGCCGGAUAUCCAUCAGCACUCUCCUCCUCAUACGGCACAGAGUUCUCCCUCGGCAGCGACCUGCCGUCUCUGUCUGGGUUCGGAGGUUCUGGUCUGGGAUCGGUGGCGAGCUGGCAGCAGCAGCAGAUCCAGAACCUCCAGCAUUCGGCACUUGGUCACAUGGGGAACUUGUGCCAGAACUCCAACCUGAACCUCCAGUCGGCCCAUCAGAACCUCUACAUCAAGUGCGAGCCGGCAUCCCCUCCCAGAGACCGGAGCAUGGCCAUGGUCGGCACCAUGACCCAGGCCGGGUACGCCGUCACCAGCCAGGGUCCUCCUGAAUCAGACCGUUCCCCCGGUGACAGUGCAUCCAGCUGUGGGAGCUCGUACGAAGGCAGCGAGGAGCGUGAGGAUCACCACGGCAACGACUGCUUCCUGUUCCAACACCUGCCGGGUCAGGAGGAGCGCCACAGCCCAUCGGUGAAGCGGAUGAGGCUGUCAGAGGGGUGGGCGUCAUGAUGGGGGCGGUCCGAGAGGAGGAGGGCGGAGUAACCUUACCUUCUAGUAUUAUCAUAUUCUUCUGUACUGAGCGUGCUUUACGUGUAACGGUAACAUGUACACGAGGGAGGCGUUGCUAUGGAGACAGGGAUGCUCAGCUGAUUUCACAACAUGGAAGAAAAUCCAAACCUCCUCACAGGUCCGCAUCAUGAACUGGGAAUCAAAAGAUUCUCCAGACUGAACCAGUUCAUACAAAACCAACCCAGUAGAUCAGAGCCAGUCCAACUCCGGAUGUUCCGGACUCCCGAGGUCCUGGAUAAACCGGUUCAGGAUGAAAACUGGAAAUGUUUUAAACCUCAGAUUUUAUCAGGUCACAUUUAAAGUUCCCACCAAACGGCUGCAGAGACAGUUACCUGCAGGAACACUCAGCCAUGUUUACACGUUAACACGUUGACAUGUUUACACGUUAACAUGUUGACAUGUUUACACGUUUACACGUUAACAUGUUGACAUGUUUACACGUUAACAUGUUGACAUGUUUACACGUUAAAAUGUUGACAUGUUUACACGUUAACACGUUUACAUGUUUACACGUUAAAAUGUUGA
Melanotaenia boesemani (Boeseman's rainbowfish) is the source of this 2489-nucleotide messenger RNA. It is a transcript of the gene mef2ca, whose product is annotated as myocyte enhancer factor 2ca. Gene Ontology annotation, molecular function: RNA polymerase II cis-regulatory region sequence-specific DNA binding; DNA-binding transcription factor activity, RNA polymerase II-specific; protein dimerization activity. Lineage: Eukaryota; Metazoa; Chordata; Actinopteri; Atheriniformes; Melanotaeniidae. Gene Ontology annotation, biological process: positive regulation of transcription by RNA polymerase II. The transcript is spliced from 12 exons. The record is from RefSeq and is a predicted model, not a curated record. The coding region runs from base 501 to 1904 and encodes 467 amino acids.